Messenger RNA from Dictyostelium purpureum, 591 nucleotides. RefSeq lists its product as uncharacterized. The transcript has 5 exons. Lineage: Eukaryota; Evosea; Eumycetozoa; Dictyosteliales; Dictyosteliaceae. The record is from RefSeq and is a predicted model, not a curated record. The coding region runs from base 1 to 591 and encodes 196 amino acids.
AUGCGAGGUUUAUUUCGCUGCCAAUCAGUUGGUGGAUUAACUACUUCAAAUUCAAUAGCUGACAUAACAACAAGUAAAAUAACUGGAUUAACUACAAGCUCAAUUGAAACAGGUCAUUUAAUAACUGGUUUAAAAACUUCAAAUACAAUUGGAGGUGGCCAAUCAGUAGCAGGAUUAACAACUUUAAAUACAUUUGGUUUAAUUUCGGGUGCAAAUUCCGUGGCCAAUCAUGUAGGUGAAUUUACUACAAAUGGUGCAUUGAGUGUUUUCAUUUCGGGUGUAAACUCUGUAGCAGGAUUAACCACAGCAAAUACAAUUAGAUGCAGUCAAUCAGUAGCAGGUGUAACAACUUCAAAUUCAAUUGGAUUAACAUCAUUGAAUACAAUAGGUCAAUCCGUUGGGGGUCUUACAUAUAUAUUUAAAUAUCGAAUUAAAGUCACCUAUACAAAGUAUAAAAAUAAUAAUAGAAUUUACUCAAAAGUUUAUGAACAUGAACUCAUUUCUAAUUAUCAAUAUUCAUUCUAUUUAAUCUUUGAUGAUGUUUUCAACCAUGAUUUGAAAUCUGCUUUUGAUUCGAAUUCUAAAACUUGA